Molecule: messenger RNA, 537 nt
Organism: Dioscorea cayenensis subsp. rotundata (Guinea yam)
Lineage: Eukaryota; Viridiplantae; Streptophyta; Magnoliopsida; Dioscoreales; Dioscoreaceae
Exons: 2
Coding region: 1-537 (178 amino acids)
Source: RefSeq, a predicted model, not a curated record
AUGUAUUGUAGAGGAGUAAUAGCACUCAAAGCAUCCGUUCUCCAAAGCUUCUCUUAUUUACUAGCUUCCAUCAGCUCUCAAGAAUCAAUUCAUAUAGAAACUCACACAGUGGCAUCACAGACCAUCCAGAGCUACCGCAAUGGCGCGGAUAUAUACAAUGGAGAUGCUUUCUGCAAGAAGAAAGCUAUCCAACUGCUCAAAGAGAUUGGUCUUCCAAAUGGUUUGUUUCCACUGGAUGACAUUGAAGAGUUUGGAUAUAACCACGAGGCAGGGUUUGUCUGGUUGAUUCAAAAGAAGAAGAAGGACCAUACAUUCAAGAAGAUCAAAAGAGCGGUGUCAUAUGCUCCUGAGGUGACUGCCUUUAAUGAGAAGGGUAAGAUGAAGAAGAUGACCGGAGUGAAGAUGAAAGAACUCAUGCUUUGCCUCUCUAUAGUUGAUAUGUAUAUCGACGAUCCUGCCUCCAAGAAGAUCACCUUCAAGACUGGCACUAGUCUUUCAGAUAGCUUCCCUGUGUCCGCAUUCGAGUUUGAAGAGUAG